Osmia bicornis bicornis is the source of this 911-nucleotide messenger RNA. RefSeq names its product IST1 homolog. Lineage: Eukaryota; Metazoa; Arthropoda; Insecta; Hymenoptera; Megachilidae. Gene Ontology annotation, biological process: protein transport. The record is from RefSeq and is a predicted model, not a curated record.
CAGCACAAUAUGCUCAUAGUAUUUUUGAAAGUAUUUAAGCACGGAGUCCAGGCAGGUGUCCCGUUUGCCCAGUGUUAAAAGCAGCCCUCCACACAUCACAAUAUGCUUCACGUGUUUCACACAUGAACACAUGUUAAGAAAAGUCAUGCUAACUUAUUUCUGACUACGUUCACGUUAUCAGUGAAUAAUACCAUCAAAAUACAAUAUAGAUUUCAUAAUUUUUAUGUAUUAAUUGUUCAAUAAUUAUAUGCCAUACAUUAUUUUAUUUACAUAUCAAAAUUCAUUUUUACAAAAUGAAAACUGAACUUGCUCAGAAAGCAAGGAAAGAAAUAGCCGAUUAUAUCGCCGCUGGAAAAGUUGAGAGAGCAAAGAUACGAGUUGAACACAUCAUUAGAGAAGAUUACAUGGUCAAGGCUAUGGAAUUGUUCGAAAUGUAUUGCGAUCUCUUGGCGCAUUUCGGACUCAUUCAACAAAUGAAAAAUUUAAAUGAAGGAUUAGCAGACGCUAUUUCUACAAUAAUCUGGGUUGCUCCCAGAAUUCAGAGAAUUCAAGAAAUUAAAGUAAUUGCUGAUAUCUUAACUUCUAAAUUUGGUAAGCAAUACACAGGUGCUUGUAGAGAAAAAGCGGUAAUGUCAGAAGGCCAAGAUGCUCUUCUGAUGGAUGUUGGAGGUGAAACUAGAAAUAAUUUGGACACAGCUUCUGAUGGUAGUAUGGCACAGCCAGUUGGGUUUAUUGGAUUUCCCCAACCUUCAUUGUUACCUAAUCGUACAUCAAACUUAAUUAAUUCAAAAGAAGGACCUAUAGGAUUUGUACCUCCAUCAGGACCUCUAGAAAAUAAAGAUCAAAAUGUUCCUUAUAAUCCAACUAAUGUUUCUUAUAAUAUUCCUUUAGAUAAUUCUAAAAUUAUUUAA